Molecule: messenger RNA, 1377 nt
Organism: Protobothrops mucrosquamatus (brown spotted pit viper)
Lineage: Eukaryota; Metazoa; Chordata; Lepidosauria; Squamata; Viperidae
Product: pulmonary surfactant-associated protein D
Exons: 5
Coding region: 251-955 (234 amino acids)
Molecular function (GO): signaling receptor activity
Source: RefSeq, a predicted model, not a curated record
ACUUGCUUUGUGAUUAUCUUACAAGAGUCAAUAAGGAAACGAUGGGGACGUGACAGCCCUAAGUGACACGGAUCUGGGCUGAGAAAUGUGGUUUGAAUAUCGUGACUCAGAACUUUUAUUCUUAAAAUGCGAAUGUGAAAUGCGAGACCUCAUUACAUAAGCAAUCGUCUGGAAACCUUAAAGUCUACAAAAUUAUUCUUCCCAGGACGGCUGUAAAACACUGGAAAUCGCCAAGCCAAACAUCCAAACCAUGCUGACAUUUCUACUGCUUCUUCAGCUGGCCUUGGAGGUCUCGCUCCAAGAAACCUCCAAAUCAGCUACUUCUCCUCAAGACUGGCUGCAAAACGCGUGCACGUUAAUUAUGUGCGGACCUAACAAAGGCGGCCCCAGAAGAGAAAUGGCCGUUCAAGGACCUCAACCGUUUUCAAGUCCAUCAGAACUUCUGGCUAACUCUGCACCAAACAGAGAGAAAUUGGGGAGAGAAACAAGAGAGCUUGAACUUCUUAAAUUGCAAGUCAAACAACUUCAGAUUCAGAUGAGCAUUCUCGAAGUUGCCUUCAUGAACAUUCAAAAAGUUAUCCUGGCUCCCAACGGAGCAAUUGUUGAUGAUAAAAUUUUCAAAAGAGUUGACACUAGGGGCGAUUUCCAGGCCGCCAAAAACAGCUGCAGAUACAUGGGUGGCAAUCUCGCCUUGCCGAGGAACACGGCAGAGAACAGAGCCCUCCAAACAAUAGUAGGAUGGCGUAAGGAACAGGCAAUUCUGGGAAUCACUUACAGCACAACUGGAAACAGGUUUGAGGAUCUGAAUGGCCAGCCCCUAGUAUUUUUCAACUGGGCUCAAGGAGAGCCGAAUAACCUUGGCUACGAAAAAUGCGUGGAAAUGCACCCGGAUGGGUACUGGCAUAAUAGAAUUUGUGAGCUUGGCUGGUCAAUCAUCUGUGAAUUUAAAAUCUAAGAGACGUUGAGUUGGAGGAAAGAAAAGAAUUCCAACACAGAGUUGAAAAAGGAAGCUUACUCUGUGCUUCACAGAGACAGUCUCUAGCAAAGAGCAAGUAAGUCUUAAUCCAAUAGUUUCCCCUGUUUUCAGCAAGGAGAUCUGAAGUCAAGUUUUACUCCGUUGACUUCAACCUUGUCAUUCCAACGGAAGUUGCCUUCUUCUAGCAUCACACUCAAACCAAACAUCUUGGAAUCCUCAGUCCUCCUAAGAAGUCGGAAGCAGACUUGAUGCUGCUUAGCUUUUACGAUCCAUCCUCAGAUACAUGCUGCCCUCUUCCAAGUCUUCUCUAGCUUAGCUUAGCUAGCAAAACUUGCACUGAAAUGUAGCAAUUAUAGAUCCAUUUUCCCAUCGUUUCUAAAUAAACCCAUUUCCUGCCAGCA